UUUUGGAAGAAGAAAGGAGGUCUCGCGUGCACCAUAAUCACCCGGACUAAUUUAAAAGAGAAAGGAAACAUACAAUGCCGUAUGAGCAGUAGCAGAGGGAUCUAUACGCUUGAACACAACAGUUGGAUGCGACUGGCACAAGAGAACUCGUUUGGAUGGUACAAGAAUGACUACCGAUUCUUUACAGAAAUCAAAAUGUGCAGACUACCCUGCAUAAUAUGAUCCCUGCACAUCUGGCUCUGGUAAAUGAGUAUAAAUCUUAAGGAGAGAGCGGCUCGACGUGAAUUGAAAUUUAAGGCAAGAUGAUGGUGGACUUGAGCAGCUUCUCAGACGGGAAAUUCGAUGCAAAGAAGUGGAUAAAUGGAGCGUGCAAGGCGCGGCAUCCGGAAGAAGCGGUUGAAAAGUAUCUAGGAGAUUUGGAGAUGAAAUUGCAGGCUGCGUCGGAAGAAAUUGCGGCUUCGUUGGACGAACAGAGCGCUUCUUCACUGCUGAGGGUGCCACGCGCAUCGAGGGAUGUUAUUCGCCUCAGGGACGACGCCCUUGUUCUGAGAUCUGCCGUUUCUGGAAUCCUUAACAAGCUCAAAAAGGCAGAAGGAUCAUCAGCAGAAUCUGUAGCAGCACUUGCUAGAGUGGAUAGGGUCAAACAGCGUAUGGAAGCAGCGUUUCAGACAUUGAAGGAUGCUGCAGGUUUGACAAAGUUGAGUGCAAGUGUUGAAGAUGUGUUUUCAAGUGGAGACCUUGCGCAGGCGGCAGAAACAUUGGCUAAUAUGAGACAUUGCUUGUCUGUUGUUGGUGAAGUUUCAGAGUUUGCUAAUGUAAAACGACAGUUGGAAGUUUUAGAAGAUCGCUUGGAGGGAAUGGUACAGCCCCGAUUGGUGGAUGCUCUUACUAACCGCAAGGUUGAUUCUGCCCAAAGUUUACGGCACAUCCUUAUCCGUAUUGGUCGAUAUAAAUAUCUAGAACAGCAAUAUACAAAGAUACGCAUGAAGCCUUUACGUCGUCUGUGGGAGGAUUUUGAUUCUGGCAAGGGAAACAUGGUGAUUGGCAAAGCUGGCAAUGAGAAACAACUUGGAGAUAGCCAGUCCACUACUAUUGGUGCCAUGAAUAAUGAUACUCAUAUUUCAUUCACUAGAUGGUUACCUCAAUUUUAUGAUGAGGUUCUUCUCAAUCUUGAUCAAGAAUGGAAAUGGUGUAUAACUGCAUUUCCAGAAGAAUAUAAAUCAUUGGUACCAAAGUUGCUGGUAGAGACAAUGUCUACAAUUUCUGCAAGCUUUGUUGCUCGUAUUGAUAUUGGUAUGGGGGAAUCCUCAUCUGGAAUGAGGAGUUCAACGGGAGGUUUAUCGGAUGUGGCAGUUGGAGAGACUUUAAGAAGCAAUAAGAUUAAAACAAAGCAUAUCGAGACACUAAUUGAAUUGCAUAAUAUGACUGGAGCUUUUGCAAAAAAUAUCCACCACUUGUUUUCUGUUGCUGAUGUGGCCGUUCUGGCAAAUACUUUGAAGGCCAUUUAUUCUCCAUACGAAAGUUAUAAACAGAGAUAUGGGGAUUUGGAACUUACUAUCCUUUCAGCUGAGAUAUCUUCUCUAGAUUUGCGAGGAGCUGUACACCGUGGUGUGGGUGCUCAAGGAGUUGAACUUAGUGAGACAGUCAGGAGGAUGGAAGAAUCUGUUCCACAAGUUAUGGUCUUACUUGAAGCAGCUGUUGAGAGGUGCAUAAGCUUUACAGGUGGUUCUGAGGCAGAGGCACUUAUUCGGACAUUAGAUGAUAUAAUGCUUCAAUAUCUAGCAAUGUUGCAUGAAACAUUGAAGUCAUUGCGAUCUGUAUGUGGGGUAGAUCAAUCAGCACAUGGUGAUUUAAUUGGUCCCAAAAAAGAAAGUGGCCCUGACAAGAGGGAAGGUUUACAUGGCUCAAACUUGUUAGACAUGGUUUCAGAUGAAGAGGAGUGGUCAGUAGUCCAAGGAGCAUUACAGAUUCUUACUGUUGCAGAUAGUCUAAGCAGCCGUUCAUCUGUUUUUGAAGCUUCCUUGCGUGCCUCUUUGGCAAGAUUAAUCACCUCUCUGCAGAUUUCAAAUGUUCUUGCAAGCAUAAGUCAAACUCAUAUUUUUGGUGCAGAUGUUGCUGGAAGUGAAGAACUCUCCAAGGGCAGUACAGCUACAUUAGAUAUGGCAGCUUUGCGCUUAAUUGAUGCACCGGAAAAAACCAGAAGGCUUUCUAGUCUAUUGGAGCAGGCAAAGGAUCCUCGAUUUCAUGCUCUUCCACAUACAUCUCAAAGGGUUGGAGCAUUCUCAGAUGCUGUCAAUGAACUUGUGUAUGAGGUUUUAAUAUUAAAAAUUCGUCACAGGCUGAAGGAUGUCUCUAGAAUGGCAAUCUGGACAUCAGUUGAAGAAGAAAAUGCUUUUGCUUUACCCAGUUUUAGUGCCUAUCCACAACCAUACAUUACAAGCAUUGGUGAAUAUCUUCUUACUUUACCUCAACAACUGGAGCCUCUAGCAUUGGGUAGCGGAACAACAGGAUUGAAUGCUAAUGCUGAUGCAAACACUGAUGAAGCCCAAUUUUUUGCUACUGAGUGGAUGUUUAAGGUUGCCGAAGGGGCUACAGCACUGUACAUUGAGCAGUUGCGAGGCAUUCAGUCAAUAAGUGAUCGUGGUGCACAACAGCUAUCAGCAGAUAUUGAAUAUCUUUGCAAUGUGUUGUCUGCUCUUUCCAAGCCGACUCCUCCAGUUUUAGCUACUUUUCAUAGCUGUCUCGCUACCUCUCGAGAACAACUCCGGGAACUUGUAAAAUCAGAUGCUUUAGGACAGCUUGACAUACCAACUGCUCGGCUUGUCUGUAAAAUGCGCCAUGUUGCAUUGGAUUAAGGUUGCCUUUUUUGACUGGGUCCUCUUGUUCAUCACAUGGACUGACAACCUCAAAUAAGAAUGCAUAAAAUGAAUGGAAAUAAUGUUUUUGGACUGUAGGGAAGUAGAUGAUAUUUUUUUAAAUUUUUUUUAUUUCGAUAGGUAAGAGAAGUUUGGGACCUAAGACAUGCUACCAGAUUCAACAUCUUUCUAAUUAUGUUCUUAUUAGCCGGUGUCAUGCUGUUAAAUGAACAGUUGUUUGAGUAUUCAAGCAAUGCAACCAUAUUCUGUUGUGUCCUAAAAUGAUUGGAUUCAUUUUUUGAUUACCUAUAUGUCUGCAUUUUUGGCCAGUUGCCUUGGAAACAACUAAAAUGUAUAUUGUUUUCCUCUGGAAGCAACACAAUAUAUCUCUUCAGAUUGCCUUUGUAUUUUUAA
Cryptomeria japonica (Japanese cedar) is the source of this 3269-nucleotide messenger RNA. RefSeq names its product conserved oligomeric Golgi complex subunit 7. Gene Ontology annotation, cellular component: COG complex. The transcript has 10 exons. Gene Ontology annotation, biological process: intracellular protein transport; retrograde vesicle-mediated transport, Golgi to endoplasmic reticulum; Golgi organization. Bases 303 to 2855 code for a protein of 850 amino acids. NCBI's taxonomy places the organism in Eukaryota, Viridiplantae, Streptophyta, Pinopsida, Cupressales, Cupressaceae. The record is from RefSeq and is a predicted model, not a curated record.